CUGUUUUCUUUGUUUCAACGAUGUCACUCGCUUCUCAGGUUGAUAUUCACGUAUAAAAGCACCGAACAUCCUUCUGCUGGUCGCAAACCUCUCUGUCUCCGUUAUCAUCGGUUCAGCGACGCAACCACCUGUAAGGGUUCCGCCAUGAACGCAGUUCUCUCCAUCGUCCUUCUCGGUUUCGUCUCUGCCGCCACCGCCGGCGUAAUCAUUGGUGACGAUGGCGACGACGGCGCUGGACACGGCACUGGCGACGGCCGUGCCUUCAGUGCCGGUUAUGGCAGAGGCUCCGGUGCUGAUUACGUGGCCGGUUAUAGCGCCAGCUCUGGCCCAGGCUCUGGUUCUGGCUCCGUGUCUGGCUACCGCUCGGGUGAGGGCUCUGGCUCCGGCUCCGGCUCUGGCUCCGGCUCUGGCUCCGGCUCCGGCUCUGGCUCCGGUUCUGGCUCCGGUUCUGGCUCCGGCUCUGGAUCUGGCUCUGGCUAGGGCUCUGGCUCAGGCUAUAGCUCUGGCUCCGGCUAGGGCUCUGGCUUCGGCGCUGGCUACGCUCCUGCCGGCGCUGGUCUAGCCGUCACUGCGGUGGCUAGAUGGGCAGGUGUGCCGACCGGCGUAGUUCACUGCUUCUCCGCAUCAUGACAGCAGGUGUGGCGCAGCGGUCGGAGGGCUGUCGCGAAGCGCGCUUUGUCUGCUACUGGUGCGCGCCAUGACGAUUUCAAGUUCUUUGCUUUUUCUAACUAAAACAUAAAAUAAAGUGGGACAUUUACGGCG
Molecule: messenger RNA, 762 nt
Organism: Dermacentor silvarum
Lineage: Eukaryota; Metazoa; Arthropoda; Arachnida; Ixodida; Ixodidae
Product: serglycin-like
Exons: 2
Coding region: 145-480 (111 amino acids)
Source: RefSeq, a predicted model, not a curated record